UCGUUUUUUUCCUCUUUCAAUUUCUUUUUUCAGCUUUGAGAUCAAAACCGCCAUUAACGAGCUCCGAUUUUUCUCCGUUUUCAUCGUAUUCGUAAUAACCUAAUGGAGAUUUCUGGAAACGUCUUCGCUUAAAGCUCCAAUGGCGGAUUCUCCCAUAGAGAGGGAGCAAUCGCCUCCUGCGGAUACGCCGUUGCUCGUUUCAAGUCAACCUCCGUUGGAUCAAUUACGGCGGAGCAACGGCGGCGGAGGAGGAGAGAGCGUUGACGCCAACGAUGAUGACCUCGACCGGACGAUGCAGAGGCUCGAGACGUUUCUGACGUUCCUGGGGUUCAAUCAAUCGUCGGCUCUCAGCUUCGUCUUGUCGUGGAUGGCUUUCUUCGCCAUCGGCGUUGCGCUUCCGGUGACGGUGUUGGAGCUCAGCCAUUGCCGGGGAUGUGAGAAGUACCAGUACAAAAAUUUCGAGCUCGACAUCGUGGUUUCACAGGCGUGUUUGGCCGGUGUUUCUCUGAUUUGCGUUUCGCAUAAUUUGAGGAAGCAUGGGAUGAGGAAGUUUCUAUUUGUGGAUCAACUCAGUGGACGAAUGGGACGGCUCAAAGAUAGAUACAUCAAACAGAUUACGGCUUCUGUGAGACUGCUUGCAGUUUGGUCAUUCCCCUGUUUCGCUUUGAAAGCUGCCCGAGAGAUUAUCCGGAUUUUAUAUGUAACUCAUGACUCAUGGUGGCUAUCUGUUGCUAUUCUCUUGUCUUUAAUCUUGUCUUGGACUUAUUUGAGCACCAUCUUUCUUGCCGCCAGUGCCAUGUUUCAUCUAGUUUGCAAUCUUCAAGUAAUUCACUUUGAAGAUUAUGCAAAACUCCUCGAAGGGGAAUCUGACAUUUCCCUUUUUAUCUAUGAGCACAUCCGCCUUCGGCAUUAUCUCUCCAAAAUAAGCCAUAGAUUCCGGAUUUUUCUCCUCCUGCAGUUUUUGGUUGUCACUGCCAGCCAAUUCAUUACUCUCUUCCAGACAACCGUAUACAGUGGGCGUAUCACAUACAUAAAUGGCGGUGAUUUCGCUGUCUCCUCAGUUGUCCAAGUUGUGGGUAUAAUCCUGUGUUUGCAUGCGGCCACGAAAAUUUCUCAUAGAGCCCAAGCAAUUGCAUCAGUUGCAAGUAGAUGGCACGCAGUAAUGUCUUGUACUUCGUCAGAUUCUUCUACUCCGAUGAGGGCUUCCCCGAGUGGGGGAAGUUUGGAUUUCACAAAUCAACUGAAUGCACUACCAAUACCAAUAGACUAUUCCGAAAGUGAUCUGGAGUCCUUAGAUUAUGUGAGGAUGCCUACUAAUAAUAAUCCCCAUUUUGCUUCUUACAUGUCCUCAUAUCACAAAAGACAAGCUUUUGUAAUGUAUUUACAGACAAAUCCUGGUGGCAUAACAAUAUUCGGGUGGACAGUAGACAGGCAUCUCAUAAACACGAUUUUCUUCAUUGAACUCUCGCUAGUUACCUUUGUGCUCGGCAAGACUGUAGUUUUUGGCGUUGAAUGAAGAGAAGAUGCCGAAAAACAAGGACACAAAUGAAUCAUCAGCGAAAUCCGAUCACUUUGCCCUCGAGGAUCUUGUUGUUUUAUCAUAGAAGCUUAUAUCCUUCACCACCUCAUCUUCAGGGACAAUGGUAACAUCCAUGAUGAGUAGGGGGAGAGAGACUGAGGAAAGAGACGAGCUUCAUCGUCGUGUUAGAGAUCCUGAUUCCAUUUCCUUUCGUAACAAUUUAAUUCAAACAAGAAUUUAUACAUAGGAUGAGGCCAUCAUUGUAUUAUGUGUACAGUUUCGAAGAAUACACUAAUCGUCAGAAGCUCCGGACAACGGAUGAGGCCAUCAUACUCUUAAGGUCA
This is a messenger RNA of Tarenaya hassleriana, 1863 nucleotides long. RefSeq lists its product as uncharacterized. The transcript is spliced from 5 exons. Bases 140 to 1516 code for a protein of 458 amino acids. NCBI's taxonomy places the organism in Eukaryota, Viridiplantae, Streptophyta, Magnoliopsida, Brassicales, Cleomaceae. The record is from RefSeq and is a predicted model, not a curated record.